Messenger RNA from Plodia interpunctella (Indianmeal moth), 959 nucleotides. RefSeq lists its product as uncharacterized. The transcript is spliced from 4 exons. The record is from RefSeq and is a predicted model, not a curated record. Lineage: Eukaryota; Metazoa; Arthropoda; Insecta; Lepidoptera; Pyralidae. The coding region runs from base 203 to 895 and encodes 230 amino acids.
CAAGAACGUCAGUUACACAUUUCACAUUUGUCAUGCCGCUCCAUCUAGCUGACGGCGGACCGUCCGAUAAACCUGAGCUAAAACCCGACAAAUGUAGACCAAGACCAGACUACUGAUCUGCUGGGCCACAUGACAAGGGUGAAAAUGCCUUAAUCUCCACACAACACUUUUCUAGUUACAAACGGUCCACCAACUAUCGAAAAUGGCAUGCUGUAGCAGUGGCGGUAAAGCAAACAAGUCAUCUUCAAGCUGCUUGGGCCGAUGCGAUCUCCCCAGGCACAGAUGUUUAUACAAGUCGGAUGUGAAGCCGGGGCCAGUCCCGAGACACAUGGGGUGGCAUUACACGGCCAAGGAUGCGCCUGAACACCAGUUGAGAUGUGGAUGGCGGCCCGGCCAUAUAUCUUGCCCUGUUCUAAGACGAAUAGAACAGCACAAUUGCAUGAAGGCUGGUGAGUGCGGCCCUUGUCCUUCGGCCUGCUCGCGAUCAGUGUGCUCAAAGCCCUGCUGUGCCCCACCGAAAUGUGUCGCACUAUGCCCUUCGACGCCAUCUUGCUGCAAGGCUCCUAUGUUCGGCCAACCCCUCAUAAGAAUUAUCAGACAUGGCGGACAAUACACCAUAUGCACUAAACCUUCUAAUAUGUCCAACGCACCAUCAGGACCAUAUCCUCUUAAAUAUGUCCUGAACACUGAUGAUAACGAUCCACCCCCUAAGACCACGAAAUACAGCGUAGAAGCUAAAUUUAAUGAUUAUCAUUUUGAUUACACAAGCUCUCAGUCAUCAUUCAUUCUGGACUUCUCGCCACCAGAACAAAGGUGCUACAAGCCGUGCCCUAAGAAGGGCAUGAUAUGCAUGCGCUGUGAAGUAGACACCAAAUGGCCAGCAAUUUGUAAAUGACCUAUGUAACAACAUAGCAGCAAUAAACAAGUGACAUAUCUCUCAAAUAAAAUAGUUUAUCCCA